GUGUAACCUUGUCUAUGCGUGUAACGCUAAUGCUUCUACGGUGUGACAAGUGUGUUGGUUUAUUUUAUUUUUUGUUUCCCUAGUGUUUGCGAUCGGCCAGUACGCCAUAAUUAAACAAAAAUUAGUGCAAUGGAAUAAAAUACUCAAUUUGACGCUUUAAAUAUCAUAUCGGAUCGUGAUAAUAAUUUAAUGAUUUCCAAAUGAGUUCUAAAUUAGACGUAAACAGGCGAGUAUUGGCCAUACAAGCGAAGAAGAAACGACACAAGCCAGGUAAAAAGAAAGGCAAAAAUGACGAGCAGAACGGCCAAACUGUUGGAAACCGUAACAAUAGUCGACUGGAACUAUCUCACAGUUCAAGUAAUGAAACUGUAGAAGAUGCGUGUGAAGCGUAUUCCAGUGAGGAGGAGGAACAAGAGGAUAGUGCCGAUUAUCGAAAAGGAGGUUAUCAUCCUGUAAGAAUUGGAGAUCUGUUCUUGGGUCGGUAUCAUGUCACACGAAAACUUGGUUGGGGUCAUUUUUCGACCGUUUGGUUAUGUUGGGAUUUGGAAGACAAACGCUUUGUGGCCCUUAAAGUUGUUAAAUCUGCAGGACAUUUUACAGAAACUGCCCUGGACGAAAUUAAGAUACUUAAAGCAGUGCGCGAAUCUGAUCCAUCAGAUCCAAAGCGAAAUAAGACUGUACAAUUGUUAAAUGAUUUUAAAAUAAGUGGUGUCAACGGUGUUCAUGUUUGCAUGGUCUUUGAAGUCUUAGGUCACAACCUGCUUAAACUUAUCAUCAAAUCAAAUUAUAGAGGCAUUCCUUUAGCAAAUGUGAGGACAAUAAUGAGGCAAGUACUUGAAGGUCUUGACUAUCUGCACACCAAAUGCAAGAUCAUUCACACAGACAUCAAACCAGAAAACGUGCUGAUAUGUGUGAGUGAAGAAUACAUUCGAAAAUUAGCAUGUGAGGCUGCUGAAAUGCAUCAAUUAGGUUUAAAACUCCCUACCUCACUUAUCAGUACUGCACCACAACAAGAGAUUCAACAGAUAGGAAAAAUGAGCAAGAACAAGAAAAAAAAGUUAAAGAAAAAGGCUAAAAGGCAGAAUGAACUGCUUAAAAAACAGAUGGAACAAAUUGUUGAAAUUGAAGAGCAAAAAAGGAUCAAAGAAAUCCAAAAAGUGAAUGGUGAUGUUGCUCCUGAAGAGAAUGGAAACAGUUCAAUACCUGAAAAUGGAGAAGAAAAAAAAAUACUUAAUGGGUGUGUGGGUGAUUUAGCUGGAGGAGAAGCUGUUGAGGGAAAAGAGUGUGAAAUAAGUACAAAUUCUCCUGUUGAAGGUGCAGGAGAAGUAAUAACACCCAUGUCAGAAGAUGAUUCCAACUCCUUGUCAUCCAAACGAAGAAGCAAAGUCGAAUCAGAUCCUGCCUUUAAAGAAUGUGACUUUGAUGUUAAAAUUGCUGAUUUAGGAAACGCCUGCUGGGUAGACAAGCAUUUCACCGAAGAUAUCCAGACUCGGCAAUAUCGUUCCCUGGAGGUUCUUCUCGGUGCAGGUUAUAACACAUCCGCAGACAUUUGGAGUACCGCAUGUAUGGCCUUUGAAUUGGCCACCGGUGAUUAUCUGUUCGAGCCCCAUUCAGGCGCUGGAUACUGUCGUGAUGAGGACCAUCUGGCUCAUAUAAUAGAACUCCUGGGGGACAUACCCCGUCGCAUAAUCGCCAUGGGUAAACAUUCGCGUCUCUUUUUCAAUAAGCGAAACGAAUUAAGGCACAUAACCGGCCUGAAGCCGUGGGGUCUUGAGGCAGUGCUCAUGGAGAAAUACGAAUGGAAUCAGAAGGAUGCCAUCGAGUUUGCAUCGUUCCUUAAACCGAUGCUGGACUUUGAUCUGGACAAGAGAGCCACUGCCGCGCAAUGCCUCCAACACGCCUGGUUGAAAGGUGGAGAAGGAGGAGAAGAGACGGAUUUAGGAGUAGAAGCGAGAGAUGACGACGACGAAGAUGAAGAAGACCCCGUAGACAACUAAACAACUAACUCCUAUUUCGCUCUCUGUCUUUAUUAAUGAUUAUUAUUAUUAGUUUGUUCUUUAAAAAGGUCCUCCAUCCAUUCAAAAACAAAACUCUGCAAGUACUUUGGUCCGUUGAUUGUUUCUAUUCUCUUUUUAAUGUUUUUAUUUUUAUCCAGCGGCCCCAUUCCGUUCAUAAAUGCUAUAAUUAUUAUUAAUAUUAUUAUUAUGGUUAUUACUAUUAAGCGACAGGUCGAUUCGCCGGGAACGAAGUUAAAAGGCAACUUGUGAACAUUAAUUUUUUAAAUUUCCGUACUGUUUUUCAUUAUUCAACAUUUAAAGAAAUGUUCCAAACUUGGUGAACGCCCUAAAUAAUUAAUCGAAAAGAAAUAGCAUAACAAAUGCAGAUUAGGUUUCGAGUAAAACGUUAGUUUUUAGAUUUUUUUUUUUUCGUUUUUACAGUUGAUCGCCUUUUUUGAACGAUUCCGAGAAAGACCCAGGACGUUUUAUUUAUUCUUCAUGAUAUUCUUAUUUUUUUAUAAAUGUAUUUUUUGCAGCUAAUAUUUCCUUUAAAUUCUGAGGAGUAUCUGUCCUUAUAUUGUUUUUUUACAGUGUAAUUGCUUUUAUUAAAGUUCCUUUUAUUAUUAUUAUUAUCAUUAAAUUCAAAGUUAAAUAUCUCAUUUUUUUUUAAUUAACCCCCUGUACGCAGUGCUACAGGGUGUUUAAAUUGAUGCUGGAGGAUGGAACAUUAAUAACUUUUUUUUUUUCAAGAGUCAAUUUAAUAUCGUUUUCGGCGACUUGUCUUGCCCCCCCCCCUCGCCGUCUGUUGUAUAUAAAUUUAAGGAAUAGAAAAUUGUGAUGUAGGUGUUGUAUAGCCAAAAUGGAGAGUAAAAAAAUAAUUUACCCGGUCGUAGCAAGAGUCUCAGCACCAGUGAGCUCCAACGCUUUUUUGGACAAAGUGUUAUUUAUUUAUUUAUUAAAAUAUAAUAAUGCGAUGA
Messenger RNA from Agrilus planipennis (emerald ash borer), 2974 nucleotides. Its product is annotated as SRSF protein kinase 1. The record is from RefSeq and is a predicted model, not a curated record. Gene Ontology annotation, molecular function: ATP binding; protein kinase activity. NCBI's taxonomy places the organism in Eukaryota, Metazoa, Arthropoda, Insecta, Coleoptera, Buprestidae. The transcript has 2 exons. Gene Ontology annotation, biological process: spliceosomal complex assembly; regulation of mRNA processing; protein phosphorylation. The coding region runs from base 201 to 1997 and encodes 598 amino acids.